GUAAGAUUCUCUGAGUAAAGAAGUUGAGAGACGACGGAAAUGGAAGGGAGUGUCGUUGAGGCUGCACGUCGUGGACAGUGGGAUAAAGUGAAGGACCUAGUGGACAGGGGAGGUGACGUCAAUAUACGGGAUGGAAUGGGAUGGACAGCUCUACACCAUGCGGCUAAUCAUACUAAUGUAGAGAUGUGUAAAUUUCUACUUGGUCGUGGGGCGGACGUCGCUGCUCGAGACAAAGAUGGCGAUAUGGCAAUUAGCACAGCGAUUUGGUCACUUGGUUCGAAUUGUCUUGAUGUUGUUCGUCUGCUACUAACAGACGUUACUGUGAAUGCAGUAAACAACGAUGGUAAAUGUCCUUUGCAUUGCGCAGCUCUGCUCUCUCUUGUUGAUAUUGUGCAGCUGCUUGUGGAUCAUGGAGCUCAUACCAAUGUGGUAGAUAAGGAUGGAUAUACACCACUACAUGAAGCAAACAGAGGGAGACGUGAUGUUCCUAAAGUGAAUACAAUGUUACUACGUAAGGAAGCAAAGGUUGAUGCAGUGAAUAAAGAUGGGGUCCAACCACUACAUCUAGCAUGUAGGUUUGGUAAUAUCAAGUCUGCUCGUUUGUUACUUUCCAGUGGUGCUAACUCUUGUGCUUCUAACAAUGAUGGAAAGACGCCACUACAUUAUGCAGCUGGUGAAUGGACAGAGUGUGUAGAAUUAUGUGACAUUUUACUGACUCAUGAUGCUGACGUUCAUGCAGCAGACAAUGAUGGGAACCAACCACUACAUCUAGCAUGUAUGAAAGGUUAUAUCAAGUCUGCUCGUUUGUUACUUUCCAGUGGUGCUAGCUCUUGUGCUUCUAACAAUGAUGGAAAGACGCCACUACAUUGUGCAGCUGGUGCACGGACAGACUUUUCUGAAUUAUGUGACAUUUUACUGACUCAUGAUGCUGACAUUCAUGCAGCAGACAAUGAUGGAAACCAACCAUUACACAUAGCAUGUAAGAAAAGUAAGAUUGAAAAUGGGAAAGUGUUGAUAUCUCAUGGAGCAGAUGUAGUUGCUAUUAAUGGACAUUACUUAUCACCUUUUCAAUUAGCAUCACAACAUUGUCCUGACUUGUGUUUAGCUCUUUAUAGGGCAGGAUUGACCUCAAUUCAGACUGAACACAUUUGUCAAGCUUUGGAAUUUGCAUUCAGUAAAAAUAAUCAACUUACUGGUUGGGUGUUGAGCAAGAUCUCUGCAAUGGCAGAAAUAUCUGUUUCUGAAAAUUUGUCUAAAUGGAUUGAUACGAUGGAUGUUGAUGAAUUGCUUGCAACAGCAAUUCGUGAAAAGCAAAUGGACACGUUUAUGUUGUUGAUAGAAAAUGGUGCAAGUGUAAAUGGAACAGAUAGAUGUGCUAUUCAACCUCUCACAUUAGCAGUUAAAGAAGGACAGUUGAACUUGUGUAAAUUAUUGAUUGAGCAAGGAGCAUCAGUUAAUGCUAAGGCUUACAAGUGUAAAGAACCACCUAUAUAUUAUGCUCUUACUGGAAACAAAACUGAAAUCGUGAAGCUUCUUCUCUCCCAUGGUGCAGAAAUCAUGAAUGUUAACGUUGGAAAGAGAUCAGCAUUAGAACGCUCACAGACAACAGGAAGUCGCACAGUGGCAAGAAUAUUGAAUUCUGCAGCUUCUUAUCCUGAAGAGAUUGUAUCUCAAGGAGAAGCAGCAAUGCGUAUCUACGAUGCUGCAUGCAAUGAAGAAAAUGCAGUGACUGUAUUUUUACGUGUUGAUGUUGUCGGUCGUGAUGGUGCUGGAAAGACAAGCUUGACAAAGUCGAUCACUCUCAUGAAGUUUGACCAGUACGAGCCGAGCACGAGAGGUGUUAUUCCAAUGAGUCGCAUUAUCAUGAAAGAAGCAUGUAACUGGACUGUUCCUGUCACCAGUGAACAUUACAGAGAUCUGUACAACAAGAACAUCACGGCAGUUAUGGCAGAGGCUUUCAAUAAACCAGAAGUAAAAGAUAAGUUUUUGACAUUGGCAAGAGACAAGAAGGCGAGCACAAGUAAACGAAAUAGUAAGACAUCAGUGAAGUCCAGUUCAAAGCUGAUGGCAAUAGCAAGUCCUACUGAUGAGCAAAGAGACGAGCAAUCAGAUGAUAUGUCAAUGAACGGUGGUGACAACCUACUUGAGCAGCCUGUUGCUAUGAGGUUAGAAGAGGUCAGUAAUGAGCGGCAACUUUUAGAAUCUUUAGAGUUAAAUGAUGAGAGUGCACAUGUGAGUGGUGAUGUAACUGGUGAAGACAGAGAGACAAGAGAACGAUCAACAGAGAUGUGUUGUAGUUCAGAUAGUGUAAGAGACAAUGUUGAAGCACAAGGAGAAUCAGUAGCAGGUGUUAGUUCAGAGACUGUAGUAGUAACCGUUGAUACUGAUAGUUCAGAAAAGAGUGAAGCAAAGAAGAGAAGAAACGUACAAAGAAGAAGAAGGAAGAAGGAAGCGAGUAAGAUGAAGACAUCUGAUAAGCGACCAUCACGACAAUCUCGUCAGACGGUGACAAGUAGAAAGAAGAGAAAGAGAACUUAUCAACUAAGUUCACAAUUCUCCUCAGACGUACAGUCGACGGCAUCUACAGAUACGCAGCAACAUCAGACACAAUCAAAACGAGGCAAGAAAUCUAAAUUGAAAGAGUCACGUGGUCAGUCACAGUGUUCAGGCUCGGCAGCAGCUUAUGUUAAUAGUGAGAGCAAGGCUGAUGAGUCAAAGGAUAUACCCGAAAGCAUCAAAAGAAGAGUGAUCAACUAUCUGAGAAAUAGUGAAUCUCUUCAGAAGGCCAAAGAUGAAAUCAUGGUCACCAUUUUAGAUUAUGCUGGUCAGCAUGUGUUUUACACAACACAUCAGCUUUUCCUCUCUCGAGCUGCUUUCUACUAUGUGGUGUUUGAUGCUUCUCAACCAUUGGGUAGCCAGACGGCAUCGGUAUUUCGUAAACUUGAUGGCAAAGUAGAAUACAUGGGUGACAUAGCUGAUGCUACAAACUACGAACGAGUUGAAGAAUGGAUAUCAGCCAUUCACAUUAUGGAAGCCGAACCGUCAUAUUUCAUGAUAUUUGAAAAUGUAGGCAUACGAUCACCUGGAAUCUUCCUUGUUGGUACACACACUGAUGUGCUAAGAAAAGAGGAAGGGAUGUUGGAGAAGCAAGACGAGUUCAUGAAGAAGAAACUGCAAGACACAGAGCUGUCAGAGCACAUCAUAUGGGCAUCUAAAGACAGAAUGUGUUUCUAUGUCGAUAACUCGAUGACGGAUGCAGACAGUGGUGAUGUAGAUCCACAAGUACAGUUGCUGUGUCGACAGACAGAAGAGGUGGCACGUCAGGUGGCAAAACACGACAAGCUUCCAAUCACGUGGCUUCGAUUUAAAGAAGAGCUUCAUGAGUUGAAAGAAAAUGAGAUGACGAGGAAGGUCGUGUCGGUAGAUGAGUUGCUGCAACUUGCCCAAAGAGUUUCUGGUAUCAAGACCAAGGAAGAGUUCAUGGUAUUGCUGCAGUAUCUGAGCAAUCGUGCUGUUGUUCUUUAUCAUCCAAAGAAUGAAGAGAAAGAAGUCGUUCUAGAUGUUGAGUGGCUGAUGUCUCAACUAGAAAAGGUGGUGACCAUUCACACAGAUGUUCCCUCGAUGUGGAAGAGGGAUAUGGCACGUUGUGCAGAGACAGGUAUCAUGACACAAGGAUGUCUCGACUACUUGGUACCAGAGUCAUCGUUUCCUGGCAUGAUCAAGUCACUUCUGAAGUAUUAUGACUUGAUGUGUCCAUAUUUUGGAGUGGACGCCAACAGUUUAGAAUUUUCCAAUGAUCAACAGGAUUACGUCAACUUGAAAUUCCAGUCUAUUGAAAACAAAGACGAGGCACAGUGUCAAGCAUAUUUCGUACCUUGCUUGCUACAGAAAGAGUCUUCACUCUUAUCUACAGAGAGACCCUACAGUCAUAAGACUGUUGCUCUUAUUUUACAUUCUGGUAAUAUUCGUAUGCCUAAGCCUUUGUUCUACCGUCUACUCACUCGGUUGGCAAAACGAUUUUGUCGUUUGCCACAAUUGUUUCAGAAUGUUGGCUACUUCAUGGUUUAUCACCGCCACAAACUGGAGAUUUCAUUAGACAAGCACAGUUUGCAGAUGAUUGUCUACACUGACCACAAGAAUCCUCUUCCAGCAGUAUGUGCUCUUGUCAAAGAUUUUGUUGUCACUUCAGUUGAUGAAGCCAAACAACAAGGCAUGCCAGGAUUAAAGCUGCAACUAGGUUACAUGUGGAGCAAUCCAGAUCACAUUGGAGUUGAUACUGAAUUUGUGUCUCUGAAAGGAUGGAAUCAUUUACCAGAAACCGUGUAUGUUAAAUCAGUGGACAAUGAAGUCAGACUUUCAGAAACCUUACAUGCUUGGUUUCCUGCAAACAGUGAGUUUGCUACUCUUUUGGAGCCUAAUAUGUACUUGGCACCUGAUACAAAAUUGCUACAUUCUGAGCAACCAAAGAGUUUGGUUCAAUUCUGUCUAAUACAGUCAACCACUCCAAUUUCUCAUCUUCUGAGUGACACUCAUGUUCAUGAAUGUCUUCAAAAUGUAGCUGAAGUUAUGAAUAAAGAAGAUGACAUAGUAUGUGACGACUGGAGGAGUUUGUGGUGUGACCUGCUUCGAUAUUCUCUAAGUGAAGAAAUGAAGACGAAGAUUCGAGAAACUGGAAGUCCAACUUUGUAUGUUCUGAAGAAAUGGAUGUGCAAGUCAGCAUCAGCAACUGUUGGUAAACUAAUAGAACGUCUCAGUGCUAUUUAUCGAAAUGAUGUGGCAGAAAUUCUGAUGAAAUAUUUAAAUGAAAGAGAAUGUGAGAUGAUGACAGUCAGUGCAGGCAAUACAGACAGACAGUCAUCAAGUUCAUUCUGUGCAGAGUUGAGGGACAGUCAGAUAAAUCCUGAGCUGUCAAUUAGACAACAUAGCAAGGUGGCACCAGAUGAUCUAGUUGCUGUUGCCAGUGCAGUGGGUGUAAACUGGGAGGAGCUCGCUGCCAGACUAGCACCAGUCAUGUUUAGUAUCAUAAAGACGGAGCAGAUUAAAGCUCAGUAUGGUAAGCCUUUUGUUCAGGCUCGUUCAAUGUUGGAGGAAUGGGUGAAUGGAUUGGACAAGGAAGCUACCAACAGGUCACUGAUUAAAGCUCUAUUGAAGAUGAACAUGAGACGACAAGUCAAUGAAAUAUUUGGAGAAGAUCUCGUGACGUAUGUGGAAACAAAUGGCUCAUGAGAGAGUCAGAUAUGGAGUGUUGUGUUUUCACUCAGCAAGCAAUUCUUUGGACUGCAAGGGCACCUGCACUGCUAGUCUGCUACACUAUCUUGGUAUAUAUACUGACAAAAUGAGGAAUGGAUUUCUGGCAAUAACUCGUUGCUUCAACCAUCUGAUUUGUGAAAAUUUUACCUUAACUAACAGUCAUGUACAAUAUUAGCGUAAAUAUCUGGAGUAUGCAGAGUCAACAAAUUAGAGUGUAGGACAUCUUUAUUAAAUGAACCUAGUUACCGUUGUCAUAGCAUCUGUUGUCAUAGUAUUGGUUGUCAUAGCAUUGGUUGUCAUAGCAUUGGUUGUCAUAGCAUUGGUUGUCAUAGGAUUAGUUGUCAUAGCAUUGGUUGUCAUAGCAUCGGUCGUCAUAGCAUCGGUUAUAAGAUUCAUUGUAAAUACAAGAUACAAUGUAAAUACAAUGUAUCUGGAGU
Corticium candelabrum is the source of this 5687-nucleotide messenger RNA. RefSeq lists its product as uncharacterized. The coding region runs from base 40 to 5226 and encodes 1728 amino acids. Gene Ontology annotation, molecular function: protein binding; transcription cis-regulatory region binding. Gene Ontology annotation, biological process: positive regulation of transcription by RNA polymerase II; signal transduction. Gene Ontology annotation, cellular component: nucleus. Lineage: Eukaryota; Metazoa; Porifera; Homoscleromorpha; Homosclerophorida; Plakinidae. The record is from RefSeq and is a predicted model, not a curated record. The transcript is spliced from 8 exons.